UAAGUUUCAAAUGCUUCAAACUCUCUAUUAAGUUCUCAAGUCUAUAAAUCCUUACCCUCAACUUUUAAAGUUUGCAAAUUUUCAAAAUUGUCAAAUCGCCACUUCUCAAGUUAGAGACUCAGGUUCAUAGAUUGCCUACAUCUCAAAGUAAACGCAAGUUCUCGAAUUUCUAAAUUUGCUCUUCAAGUCCAUACAUUAAGAAAUUCUCAGCAGGUUUAUAGAUUGCCUACAUCUCAAAGUAAAUGCAAGUUCUCGAAUUCUCAAAUUUGCUCCUCAAAUCCAUACAUUCAGAAAUUCUCAGCAGAACAUAAGAAUGUAUCAUUUCGAAGAAUCACCCUUUCAAAGAGAUCGAAAAUUCGCCAGAAACUGCGCGGAUAAUCGUCCCCGGUUUUCACGUGGCUUCUUAGGCUUACGGAUUCCGCAGUUCGCACGAAACAAGGAUAGACAGAGAGGAAGCUAGUUGCAGGAUAAUUCGCAGGCUCAAUUUCCGUUGGCUUUUGCUCGUUGCUUUUUCUCUCUUGUCGAUUAUUUCCCCACCGAAGAGGCAAGAAGGCGUCCAGUCAAGUGUAAGGUAAAGUAACGAGCACGCUUUUUCAAAAUGACCAGGUACAACUUAGCACCCCCUGGUAGGGCGCGUAGAUUCGAAGGGUACGGUAAAAGAGAAACGAGCUGGACAUCCACUUAGCACGCCGCUUAGACGCGAAAACAUCUGUAUUGUCGCCGCAUUAGCGCCAGAGGACGAGUCCGAUGAUUACCGUGGAAAUUGUAAUCUUUUCACGUGGAAGUAACCCCGUGGAGGGAACUUUUUAAAACCUGCGACUCGGGGAAGGAUCAUUCGUUUUGCUUUCGCUGUAAACAGGAAACGAGAUCCUUGCGGAAAUUCGAAAGCAUUAGAGCUGGCCAUUUUCGAUUCGUUCCGGGAAAAUCGAGUGUUUAGAAAACAUGGGAUUGGAAGGUUGAUUGUAAGGAUUUGGGUAAUUUUGAAAUCGUAAAUUUGUGCAGUGUCAAGAUCUAUCAGAACUUGUUCCACAAAUUUUUCAAUCCUUAAGUCUACAAAUUUUUAAAUUCCCAGAUUCUUCGAAUUUUUGAAUUACUGAGUGUCUUCAAAUUUGUGAAAUAAUAAAAUAGAAUUAUGGUACAGUAUAAUUCAGAUCAAGUAGAUCAACCAAAAUUGUUCGUACUACUUUUCUCUUAGCAAUACGUGCUAUAAAGCUGCAACCAUAUAAUACCAUAUGCCUACAACCAUAAUAGAAGCAGAUAGUCCACAUAGUUAACACCUUCUGAUGCAUCUCUAACUGACAGACAACGUUAAACUCGAACCAGUUUCAGCUAUAAAGAACCGAAAUCAUGAAUCGUUUAGAGGACGAUAACUGGUCGCAAAAUCGCGUUCUAAACGCCACCGAUUAGCAUACGAAUGCCAAAAUACGCGAGGAUAAGGCAAAAGGAAUCACCGUGUAUCUAUUCGGUUUGGUGCUAAUGAAAUUCACGAGUGCGUCGAACAAAAGAGGAUGUCCUACGUCGGAGUAGUAUGUCGUUCACAGGAGACCGUCCUAGCGUUUUCUAUGGGUGCACCAUGCUUUUCUGACGACGCCCUUAAAACCGGUGGGUACAUACGCGGCCAUGGGAUUCGGUUCUCCGGAUCGGGCCACGAUUAACGUACGGAUUAGGAUUAAGGUUGGCACAGAUUUCGCUGCGGACUACGGGAUUGAAGCGUGCAUGGAUCCUUUAGGGGGGUAAGAAAGAGGGGGACUCACAAUGUCCAGGGUACGUGCGCGACCCUACGAAUAAACCUUUUCACGCUCGGUUCUCCACGUAUCGCAUCACGAUCCUCCCCACCGAGGACCACCGACAACAAGCCUGAUGACAGUCAAUGCACAUUACAACGGUUUUAUGUUAUUAAUACGGACGCAUUGGGCGGGAUUUGAAUAAUUGAACAGAUCGGGCGGAUCAAGGGGAGAACUUUUCGAACGAUUUUGAACAACCAUCUUGCGAUAAGAUUCCCUGAUUUUAUCUUCUUCUAUGAUCGGUUUUUCCACAAUCGUUUGUACAUGGUCUUUAUAAUUUUUAUUCAAGUUUGAACGGAAUGUAAAUUUAGUUCUUAUGAUAUAGAUUGAAGAGAAUUUUCAAAAUAGUAUCGAUAUACUUUCCAUCAUUUUUUGGACGGCCAUCUUGUUCUUAUAAGAGUCCGUGACUCUGUCUUCUCUUAUAGCUUGUUCAAUAAUGGUUCUGUCACCCAUUAAGUAUUUUGUAAUUCAACUCAGGUUUCAACGAUGUUUAAAUACAUGCAAUUGCUAUAAUUUUAAUAAAAGAGAACAAUCAGAACAAUACCGAUAUUCACCUUUUUUCUGAGCAACGAGGUAUCACAUAGCAACAGAGAGAUCUUUGAUGAAACUUGUAAAACUACACUCUCGAGUGGAUGCCAAUAAAAAAUAACUUUGAAGACAUACUAUGAAAAUGUCUGUAACUUCUGUAACUUCUAUAAAUUUCCUACUAUUCUGUAACUAUCAAGUUAUAUAACUAUAUGAGGUAACAUUACACGAUUUAAAGCGAAAAAGCUUAAACCAAUGAAUGAAACGUAGAUAGUCCGGCGAGUGUACACACAUGUGCAUAUUUGAAAGGGUGGAGUGCUUUCGACGGUACAAUCGAAACAAUUUUUUUCCCAUAUAAUACCUAUUGUUCAGAUUUAGGGAUAUUAUAAACUUUGAUGUAUGGAUUACACGAAACCCCCGAAUUAACAAAUGGAAAUUCAAUGCUGUCCGGUUACUUCUAUCGCUAUUUGCAUAAACAACGAAACGCGAUUCGAUGCGAGUUGCAACGUUAAACCUCGCAUCGAACUUCGAAAUUCUGUAACGUUUCAGUGCAUAAUAUCGUGCAUAUCCGAUGUACAGCCAAACAUAGAAACGAAUCGUGUGUAACUCGACUAAUCGCGAAUACGCUAAUCACUUCGCUGAUCAUCGCAGCGUAUUAAAAUAUUGAUUUUGGGAUAUUUGGAAUUUGAACGGUGGAGGAUUACCGGUUAUUUCAAGCUAUUGGCUAUUAUUUUUCAAAUAUUUAAUUACUCGAUCACUGGUAUACAGUAUAUAGAUACAGAAUGCGAAACGAUUGUUAAGAUAUAAAGCGAAUACUGAAAUUAAUAGCGUGAAGAAUUUUGUAUUACAGUAGUGUAGACACAAAAUUUGUAUGUAUCAUAUAAUAAUAUAGACACAAGGUUUUUAUAUAGUACAUGAAAAUAAAGAUGCAAGAUUUGUAUAUAAUACAUAUACAGUAGUGUAAUAUAUUAUAAAAUAUUUUUAUAACGGGUUUAUGUCUUCAUCCGCUUCAAAAUGGCUCCUUUAAGAAGCCACACACUGCUGAAGACAUCUCUGUUAAAAAAAAAGACAGACAAAUUAUUUCACUUGCACGAUUUUAUUUGUUGACAUGCUUGUUACUAGUACUAACUCAUAAACAAUAAAUAGGAGACCAAAAAUAAAAUUAUAAAAAUGAGAAGUGUUAAUCCACAUCCAGUAAAAGAAUUUUAUAAAAAAGUGGCUAUAGUAUGAACUAAAAUAAAGUUGAUCACGAUAAUCAUAAUUUAUCUACCGAGGAACCUGCAAAAGCGGCAAGCCCAGUCGACAACGCUGGAAUCCGAGAAAACGGAUAAAAGUCGCAGAUAAAUUAGAAAAAUAAUUGGCGAUUAAAAAGCGCGAGUCCCGAGGACGAAAGGGAAAUACGUACUUAUUUUCAGAAACAACAUCGAGCAUUCGAUCAUGCCCGUCCGAAGGUAAACGCUUCCAGAAGCAUGAUUAAUUCGUGAAUACGAUUCGCAAAGCAAACUCGAAAAGCUCUGUAAUACGCGAGACACGUCGUGAUUAUCCGUUGUAAAUACGCGUGUUUCCCACCGCGUUUUCCCGUUUCCGUUGCAGCCGCCUCUCCACCCCCGUGUAGUGCGUGCAGAGGGUGGUAGAGGGUUUGAAAGGGCAUUCUGUCGAGCCGUUCGACGUUCCACUCCCACUUUUUCCACCCCAAACCAUCAUUGUCGUCAAGAGAUUGCACCUCCGCCUACAUCGUACCGGAAACCAUCGUCGAAGCUCUUUCCGUCUCUCUCCCUGUCUAACCCCCUCUUGGCCCUCCGUCGUUCCCUCUCCGACACGGCGCACAGGGGAUGUCGAGCGACGACGGGUGGUGGAAAAGUGGAUGGAGCCAGGGUGAGCCACGCCUCGUUCCACUCGAGGCAAAACUUUGCCGGAUAUAUUCGAGGGUGUCUCUGUCCCUCUGUCACUAACACGGGGGUGGGCUAACUCGUAGCUAGAUGCCGGCGAAUCUAAGCGCACCCCCAGAGGUCAACGCGUACACCGACUUGGACCAGUCGCCGGAUAUACUUUAUCAACGGUGUCACUGCACAUCUGGACUUCUCCGCGCGCGUCCAAUCCUCGUGGCUGUUUCGCCGGUACAAUUACACCGUAUCAACCCGGUUACACUCUGGAUGCUUGUGAUAGACUCUUCGUGUUGACCGAUCAGUGGUGUCUGUGAUGAGACACUUCCUCAUGCUGUUACGGACUUGAACAUUUUGUGAGUUCCCCGUGAUGUGUGAUUGUUUAUAGUAGGGUGAUCGAAGAAUGUCUUUCUACCGAUUUUGAUCCGACCGAUUGAUGUUCGCGAGCAGUUGCAACGAGAAGAACACGAGUGACAAGUUCAGAUACUACUCCCAUAACAUGGUAGAGAGUAUAUACGCGAGUGAUUCGCCCAGAUCGCGUUCUCCGAUGACCGAGCCAUCGAGUCCUCUUCAAGAUGGUCCCGGGAUAUCCGGUUACAGCCACCGUUACCUCUACAACUACUCCCCAGAGAGUCUGCAACAGAAGCUGAAGAGCGACGAGCAGAACGUGGGAAGGCGACACAACGAUUCGCGGGAAAAAGCGUUCUCCAGGAGUCCCGUAAGUCCUGAGGAAACCAGAUUCAGACCUCGCGAUGUUUCGAGACCGAGUUCCUCGGCUACCAUGUCGUCACCCACGUCUGCCUUCACUAUCGAGAACAUCUUGGCACCUAGACCCAUAGGAAAUAUGACACCGACCAGCACCACGGGUCUUGGUUCUAUUAUACAGAACCCUGAAACUGUUGGGUCACCCUCGAGGACCACGGCGAUACAUCCUCUUCAGCAGCAGAUUCAUCAUCUGGCGUUUACAUCCGCUGACUUGUUUGCUGCAGCAUACCCCAGUUUGUACUCCGGAGGUUACGUAGCAGCAAUGGCAGCCGCCGGCGUUUCUCUCCACGGACAACCGGCCUUCUACCACGCUGCUCAUCCUUACCAAAUAAAUCCAAAUGCCGGGGCUGUCGGUCCCAUGGCAAAACGGAAGCGUCGUCAUAGGACGAUAUUUACAGAAGAACAAUUGGAACAAUUAGAAGCCACCUUCGACAAGACGCAUUAUCCUGACGUGAUCCUGAGAGAACAACUCGCGCUGCAAGUCGAUCUCAAGGAAGAACGAAUCGAGGUGUGGUUCAAGAACCGACGUGCCAAGUGGCGUAAACAGAAACGGGAAGAACAGGAACGUAUGCGGAAACUUCAGUUGGAGCAACGUCAACGUACCGACGACAACGUGCCCACGGCUACGGUCAAAGUGGCCGACCAUUUAACCCUGGCCAGACAGCAACAACAACAGCAACAACAGCAACACGAACAAGACACUGACAGUUCGGAUCUCGAAGUGGCGUAGUUGAAAUAUUGGUUUUAGGCUUUUUCGUUUUAUCUUCCCGUUUCUUCUUUUUUUUUCAUUGACUGUUAAGAGGACCCUGAACCAACAGGUUCUCCCCUUCGCGCAGGGGACGUGUAAAUAAUGAAAUUAGGGUGUAAAUAUAUUUGUACAUAGAGCUUACGCACGAUGUGUAUAAUAGGUAGUGAAAUAAAUUAUUGAAUUCAAGAUACCAAG
Molecule: messenger RNA, 5900 nt
Organism: Megachile rotundata (alfalfa leafcutting bee)
Lineage: Eukaryota; Metazoa; Arthropoda; Insecta; Hymenoptera; Megachilidae
Gene: Gsc
Product: goosecoid homeobox
Biological process (GO): regulation of transcription by RNA polymerase II
Molecular function (GO): RNA polymerase II transcription regulatory region sequence-specific DNA binding; DNA-binding transcription factor activity, RNA polymerase II-specific
Source: RefSeq, a predicted model, not a curated record